Molecule: messenger RNA, 9866 nt
Organism: Pygocentrus nattereri (red-bellied piranha)
Lineage: Eukaryota; Metazoa; Chordata; Actinopteri; Characiformes; Serrasalmidae
Gene: btbd3a
Product: BTB (POZ) domain containing 3a
Exons: 6
Coding region: 628-2013 (461 amino acids)
Biological process (GO): dendrite morphogenesis; neurogenesis; cerebral cortex development
Cellular component (GO): cytosol
Molecular function (GO): protein binding
Source: RefSeq, a predicted model, not a curated record
UGCACCGUUUAAGGUGGAACGGGACAAUUGCACCGAGAGGCUGGCGAGCAGGAAGCCAACUUCAGCCUCGUCUUUUUUUCGCAGGUUUAUUUUCUAACCUCGUCUACUGGCGCCCACAGCCAGAUGGCAAACCAUUACAAGACCCCACCCCGAGCGCUCAGUCGUGAUUUCUGAUUUUGGGCCGCGUCUUGUGAUCAAUUUCCCGAGAAAUAAAAUGUCCGCCAGCUCGCUAAGCUAAGCUAGCGAAGUUUCGCUGGCUGCUCUACCUUUAGCUUCGCUGCUCAAACCGCCUCGCUUCCCCAGCUUCUCUGUGCGGCCGUGGUGAGUUUUUUUGGUUUUAAAUGCACAAUUUCAGCACAAAAGUAGGCGUUAGUGUUGUUGUCAAGCGCGUGUGCGCGGUGUUUACAUCAGGUUGAUCGGCUGUUUGGGCUACUAGUUAAGCUAGCUGUUAGCUCAGCCAGCGGAUUGACUAACGGCUGCCUGGACAAACGGAGACGGCGUGUGAUCAUUUCUGCAGACCUGUGAUCCAGGGAUACCAGGCACGUUUCCUCUCCACCCAUCACCCCGUUGUCAGGCUCCUGGCCAUGAGCGCAGCCUGAGUACCUGAGCGAGGCAGGCGUGAUUAAAAUGGCUGCAGAGCUUUAUCCUGCCAAGAAACUGCCCCCCGUGACCGCCAGCGCUGUGCAGCAGUACCAGCAGCAGAACAUCAGCAACAACAAUACCAUUCAGGGCUGCAACUGGCAAGGCCUGUAUCCCACCAUCAGAGAGAGGAACGCGGUCAUGUUUAACAAUGAGCUGAUGGCGGACGUGCACUUCGUGGUCGGCCCUCCAGGGGGGACGCAGAGAGUGCCAGGACACAAGUAUGUCCUGGCUGUAGGGAGUUCUGUAUUCCAUGCAAUGUUUUAUGGAGAACUAGCGGAGGGUGAGGAUGAGAUCCGCAUCCCUGAUGUCGAGCCGCCCUCCUUCCUCGCCAUGCUCAAGUAUAUUUACUGUGAUGAGAUCGAUCUGUGUGCUGACACUGUUCUCGCCACUCUCUACGCUGCUAAGAAGUACAUUGUGCCUCAUUUGGCUCGGGCCUGCGUGACGUUUUUGGAGACGAGUCUGAGUGCGCGUAACGCCUGCGUGCUGCUGUCUCAGAGCUGCUUGUUUGAGGAGCCGGACCUGACACAGCGCUGCUGGGAGGUGAUUGACGCACAGGCAGAGCUGGCGCUGCGCUCUGAGGGCUUCUGUGACAUUGACUCUCAGACGCUGGAGAGCAUCCUGCGCCGAGAGACCCUCAACGCCAAGGAGACUGUGGUGCUGGAAGCGGCACUGAACUGGGCCGAGGCCGAGUGCCACCGACAGGAGCUGCAACCCACCAUGGAGAACAAGAGGCUGGUCCUGGGCAAGGCCGUCUACCUGAUCAGGAUACCAGCCAUGUCCCUGGAUGACUUUGCUAAUGGUGUGGCGCAGUCUGGUGUGCUGACGCUCAAUGAGACUAAUGACAUCUUCCUGUGGUUCACAGCGGCAAGAAAGCCUGAACUUCCUUUCGUCUGCAACCCUCGAAAAGGCCUGACGCCGCAGAAGUGCCACCGAUUUCAGUCAUGCGCCUAUCGCAGCAACCAGUGGCGGUACCGCGGACGCUGCGACAGCAUCCAGUUCGCCGUGGAUAAGCGAGUUUUCAUCGCUGGCUUCGGUCUGUAUGGCUCCAGCUGCGGCUCGGCUGAGUACCAGGCCAAGAUUGAGCUCAAGAGGCAAGGAGUUACUCUUGGCCUGGCCGUAAUCAAGUACUUCUCCGAUGGCUCCAGCAGCACGUUCCCCGUGUUCUUUGAGUACCCUGUGCAGGUAGAACCAGACACGUUCUACACAGCCAGUGUGGUGCUGGAUGGGAAUGAGCUGAGCUACUUUGGCCAGGAAGGUAUGACAGAAGUGCAGUGCGGAAAGGUCACCUUCCAGUUCCAGUGUUCCUCGGACAGUACCAACGGGACGGGUGUGCAGGGGGGCCAGAUACCCGAACUCAUAUUUUAUGCCUGAGAAAUAAGAUCAAACCAUUCUUCGUCUGAGGGAGGGUGGGUAAAAGGUGCCACUUGACAAUCUUCUACAACAUUGGUCCUGUAGUACACUCUUACAACAAUGUUUCUAAACAGUUCUCCUACCCCUAACCUGCUUUAGAGGUGCCCAUGUCGAGUCCAAGUGAUCUGCCAGCCCAGAGAGUUUAGUUCCAGCCCCAGUCUUAACAUGUAAGUAAUGUUCAGCAGCAGCAUUUGAAUAUUACAGCCAGAUAAUGAUGCUCAUUGCUAAUAUUAGAAUCGUUCAAUCUAAAUGAAUCCCUUCAAGCUGAUUUACAUAAAUUUACAUUUUAGGGUUCACCUGUCACAUCCAGAAAGGGCUGGUGUGGCUGCAGGUUUUCAUUCCAGUCUUGCAGAACCACACAUCAUAUAACUAACCCCCUGUUUAAAGACGCUGCAUUGGACGGAUGCUUGUAGCUGGGAGUUUUCCUCUGACUGGGAAAAUUCAAAGACAGUAUCCUCUCAGCUGGAGAUACCUGCUUGGAAAGUUGAAAUCCAUGCUCGGCGUAUGACGAGUCAACAUCACACCAAUAGUGAUUAAGAAUCCCUUCUGUACUUUUAAACGAGGCCAGCUGUAGAUCAGCCGUGAAGUGCUCUGUUUCAGGAGGUAAAUAAAUCGAGAAAGUUAAAGUUAUCACUCAUCGCUAACGUCAUUUCAGUAGCUUGGAGAUGGCCCAUGUUUUUUCACACUUAAAUGCUUGGCGGUCAAAAGUGACACGGUCUCGCGCUACGUUCACUUGGGAAGUCGGAGCUGCUCGGAGCUAAUUGAUGAAACCUGCAGCCUUUUGUGGAGAAGACUGGUGACCCUGGUUUAUAUAUUUAGUGUGAAGUAAACGCAAAUUACAUGCAACUUCAUGCCUGGAUAUCACAACUGUCUGAAUAGAGUAGAGCCCCCUAAUACGUUAGAAGUAAAUUAGUCUUUUUUUAAUUGAGCCUAGUCUGUUUAUUCAUGUUAUUCAGCUGCUGUUGUGAAUUUGCCCUAAGAAUCAAAACCUCUUCAGGGCUGAAGGCAGGUAACGGUCAUAAUGCGUAAAAGGUUGAGCAGUAAAUCUCUCUCUGUUCUCCAAAUGCUUUCCUCAGUGGUAUUGAUUAAAAAAAAAUAGUGCAUCAAAUUUCAGCUGCAAUUCUUCAGUUCUGCACAAUUAUAUGAAGCGUGAGUCGUUCUGAUUGGAGAGAGCUGAGUCCAGUAUGUGAUGACACCGAGAACUUCGAAACCUUUGCUUCAAACACAUUAAUUCCAAAAUAAUUGAAUGUUUGGAGUGGCGAUGCUUUUCUCUGCCGUCACUACAGCCAGGGGUGUCGACUGAACUAAACUCUCCAGGGUAGCAGAUCACCAGGUCACCAGUUGGGCACCUCUGCUCAAUGUUGUGCAGAAGGUUCUGUAGGUUCUCUUCACAUCUGCACAUUGUAGUCUUACCGUUUUAUCACACAUGCUUCAGUUCAGGAAGGGCUAUUAAUUCGUGGGUCGGUUGGAUUGAAUGUGAGUAGAAUAUCAAAGCAUGUUGGCCAGAGCUACUGCAGGACCAGGGUUGUGGAGCACUGUCCUUGAGACAGUGUCCUGUACAGAUUACAUUUGUGGUGGUUGUUUGAAGACCAUGAAACACUAGUGGCAAUGUAGUACUUUUUGCAGUAAUUGUUCAGAUUUGCUUCUAAAACACUCCCACCGCCACGCACACACCGUCUUGCCUCAAAGAUGUUUCAUCUGUGUAUAUGAUGCACAAUUUGGCAUCUCACAAGCAACAGAUCAGUGAUAGCAGACACUGCUGAGGGCUGGAGCGGUCAGAAUCUGUAACGGGCAGAACGUUCUGGACUUUCACUUUCCCCGAGCUCUGAACGGUGUUAAUUCAGAACUCAGAAUAUUUGAAUUCCCCAAGUGGCGCUGGAUUCAUGAAAGUGUCUUAAAGAAAGAAAAUGUUCUGAAAUGUUUGUUUUCUUAACUUCAUUAGUACAAAAAAAAGUUCUAAGAAAACGAGUGCACUUAUAUGUAGUGCACUCAAUCGAAUUUCUGCAGUUAUCUGAUUAUUAACAUGGCCAUGUAACCACCAUACGCAGAUGAAGAAAUCUGAUGAAGAGGCUGGAUAUUAGCUCAGUAAUCAGAUUUGUCAGUGAACUCUUACUCGGAUAUCUUUCAGAUUUCUCAGUCUGCAUGUGCGAAAACAGAUGGCGGUACCGGAAAUAACACUUUAGGAGCAACACAAACAAAAUACGCGCUUGACGAAAAGAAGGAUUUAAAUACUCUUCAUCUUCGAGAUGGUAUAUGUUGAUAUUUUCAGGUAAAGUGGUACAGUAUGAAGUUUGAGUUUUACUUCACGUUAUUUCACGUCGUCUUCUGUGUGUUUACUGGCUGGUUGUAAAGCAGAAAUCUGAUCACCUCCUGACUCCAGUGCAUGUAAACGUGCUGAUCGGAUUACUGACAAAAUCUGAUUUUCUGCAGUUAUCAGAUUAUUAAGUGCAUGUAAACACAGUUAUUCUUCAAAUUACUUGAGUUAUCUUAUUUUCUUAACUAAUUUCUUAAUAAUUCUUUAAAAACAUUGUUUUUAAAUGUUUUCUUCACCUUACGACAGCUUCACACUUGAUUUAGGCAGUGAGAGUUCACAAGGUCACCUCUGCUGCUCCUCCUCGUCCGUCACCCCACACCUAUUCAAUUUUUCAAUGAUGAUUUUCUUUAGAAAAUCUUGAAGUAAUUGAUCAUCUCCAUAGAAUAUUUGAGAAGUUUUUUUUUCCCACAAAUGUCACUUAAGAACAUUUAUGAACACUUCAGUGUUUGUCUUAAGAACCUUCGCUAGUUUUUUCUUAAGAACCUUUCCUGAAUCCGGCCUCUGAGUUCUGGUUCCGUACAUCUGCCUGUGAGCGACUGCGCUGCCCACAAACGCAUUCAGAUUUUUCUUGCUGUUGCUACGAUGGACCAGUUCUGCUGAAUUUUUCACGUUGGGUCGACACACCGUCUGUUUAGAGUUGCUAACACUGAGUGUCCAGUUUAUGCUACCAAGCUGGACGGUGGCAUUGUAGCUAAACUUGGCAGCUUGGAAACAGCAACGGUGAAUUGGCCACCAUGCUAAAGUCGGCUUGAUUGUGCACCAAAAAUCAAAGCAGGAAUACCUCAAAACUGUCGUUUAAAAUGACACUUCGUGAAAACUGAGCUGUGCUGUGGUUUCUCAUUGGGUUCAUAAGAUUUCUGUCAGCGUUCUGUAAAGCAGCAGUGACCGCAACAGAGUGCAUUUGUGGACAGAUCAUAGAUUCGAUUUUAGACUCCAGUCUACACUUUUGAUAAUACAGAAGCCUGACCAGGUUCUCGGGAACCUCCAGAUGGUCCACAUUUUUUGCUGUUUGGGUUGGAGCAUUGUGUGGACCGUGAUUGAGGACCUACUGGAGAACCACCGGAUGAGACUCUCCAGGGAUUUACGUUAUUUGUACUUGGUCAAAUGUGGGUUUCCUGCUAUCUAGAUCUUCUUUAAGUACAGCUCCAGCAGCAGAAGCAUGUGGUGGGCAGUGGCUGAGCUGAGCUAAUGGUUGAACUGUUUGAAUCUGGGCUCACUGUGAGUGAACAUUUCCAACUCCGCCUUUCAUCAGAUGUGAUGGUAUUUCUGGCUUUUGGGAUCACAUUGGCUUCCGUCAGACUGAUGGUGGGUCUUUUCGUUUGUUUGUUUUGGAUACUGCUUUUGUUAUUUAGUUCAGAAUCAGUUCUCUUCAGCCUGGAAGACGAUUCCAGACUCCACUACAGUGUCUUUUUCAUAUGUUAUUGUUAUGUAGAACUGAAUGAAAUGACUCCGUUAUUAGUCCAGUGCUUCGUGGAUUGACUGGCAGCAGUAAAUCCUGGGGUGUCUCUCUCAUGAAGGAGGAUUUCUUGCUUAGGGGGAUGACCGUUAAUCUUACCCUGGAUUUUUUUGUCUUUUUACCAGGCUACUUCACAGUACCAACUUUUGCCGCACACUGAACUUGUUCCAGGGUUUUACAGGUUACAGAAUUUCCAAAUUUCUGCUUAAUUAAAUUAAGAUGUAAACAAAGUCAUUCAGAGCGGUUGGGUGUGAAAUGCUCAGUUCUAGAGAAACUUGCCGAGUCAGAACUGUUCACAGUGGUGAUGAUGGGAGCCAGACGGCUGAAGGGUUUAGUGCUGUGUUCUAGAGAAACUUGCCGAGUCAGAACUGUUCACAGUGGUGAUGAUGGGAGCCAGACGGCUGAAGGGUUUAGUGCUGUGUUCUAGAGAAACUUGCCGAGUCAGAACUGUUCACAGUGGUGAUGAUGGGAGCCAGACGGCUGAAGGGUUUAGUGCUGUGUUCUAGAGAAACUUGCCGAGUCUGAACUGUUCACAGUGGUGAUGAUGGGAGCCAGACGGCUGAAGGGUUUAGUGCUGUGUUCUAGAGAAACUUGCCGAGUCUGAACUGUUCACAGUGGUGAUGAUGGGAGCCAGACGGCUGAAGGGUUUAGUGCUGUGUUCUAGAGAAACUUGCCGAGUCUGAACUGUUCACAGUGGUGAUGAUGGGAGCCAGACGGCUGAAGGGUUUAGUGCUGUGUUCUAGAGAAACUUGCCGAGUCAGAACUGUUCACAGUGGUGAUGAUGGGAGCCAGACGGCUGAAGGGUUUAGUGCUGUGUUCUAGAGAAACUUGCCGAGUCAGAACUGUUCACAGUGGUGAUGAUGGGAGCCAGACGGCUGAAGGGUUUAGUGCUGUGUUCUAGAGAAACUUGCCGAGUCAGAACUGUUCACAGUGGUGAUGAUGGGAGCCAGACGGCUGAAGGGUUUAGUGCUGUGUUCUAGAGAAACUUGCCGAGUCAGAACUGUUCACAGUGGUGAUGAUGGGAGCCAGACGGCUGAAGGGUUUAGUGCUGUGUUCUAGAGAAACUUGCCGAGUCAGAACUGUUCACAGUGGUGAUGAUGGGAGCCAGACGGCUGAAGGGUUUAGUGCUGUGUUCUAGAGAAACUUGCCGAGUCAGAACUGUUCACAGUGGUGAUGAUGGGAGCCAGACGGCUGAAGGGUUUAGUGCUGUGUUCUAGAGAAACUUGCCGAGUCAGAACUGUUCACAGUGGUGAUGAUGGGAGCCAGACGGCUGAAGGGUUUAGUGCUGUGUUCUAGAGAAACUUGCCGAGUCAGAACUGUUCACAGUGGUGAUGAUGGGAGCCAGACGGCUGAAGGGUUUAGUGCUGUGUUCUAGAGAAACUUGCCGAGUCAGAACUGUUCACAGUGGUGAUGAUGGGAGCCAGACGGCUGAAGGGUUUAGUGCUGUGUUCUAGAGAAACUUGCCGAGUCAGAACUGUUCACAGUGGUGAUGAUGGGAGCCAGACGGCUGAAGGGUUUAGUGCUGUGUUCUAGAGAAACUUGCCGAGUCAGAACUGUUCACAGUGGUGAUGAUGGGAGCCAGACGGCUGAAGGGUUUAGUGCUGUGUUCUAGAGAAACUUGCCGAGUCAGAACUGUUCACAGUGGUGAUGAUGGGAGCCAGACGGCUGAAGGGUUUAGUGCUGUGUUCUAGAGAAACUUGCCGAGUCAGAACUGUUCACAGUGGUGAUGAUGGGAGCCAGACGGCUGAAGGGUUUAGUGCUGUGUUCUAGAGAAACUUGCCGAGUCAGAACUGUUCACAGUGGUGAUGAUGGGAGCCAGACGGCUGAAGGGUUUAGUGCUGUGUUCUAGAGAAACUUGCCGAGUCAGAACUGUUCACAGUGGUGAUGAUGGGAGCCAGACGGCUGAAGGGUUUAGUGCUGUGUUCUAGAGAAACUUGCCGAGUCAGAACUGUUCACAGUGGUGAUGAUGGGAGCCAGACGGCUGAAGGGUUUAGUGCUGUGUUCUAGAGAAACUUGCCGAGUCAGAACUGUUCACAGUGGUGAUGAUGGGAGCCAGACGGCUGAAGGGUUUAGUGCUGUGUUCUAGAGAAACUUGCCGAGUCAGAACUGUUCACAGUGGUGAUGAUGGGAGCCAGACGGCUGAAGGGUUUAGUGCUGUGUUCUAGAGAAACUUGCCGAGUCAGAACUGUUCACAGUGGUGAUGAUGGGAGCCAGACGGCUGAAGGGUUUAGUGCUGUGUUCUAGAGAAACUUGCCGAGUCAGAACUGUUCACAGUGGUGAUGAUGGGAGCCAGACGGCUGAAGGGUUUAGUGCUGUGUUCUAGAGAAACUUGCCGAGUCAGAACUGUUCACAGUGGUGAUGAUGGGAGCCAGACGGCUGAAGGGUUUAGUGCUGUGUUCUAGAGAAACUUGCCGAGUCAGAACUGUUCACAGUGGUGAUGAUGGGAGCCAGACGGCUGAAGGGUUUAGUGCUGUGUUCUAGAGAAACUUGCCGAGUCAGAACUGUUCACAGUGGUGAUGAUGGGAGCCAGACGGCUGAAGGGUUUAGUGCUGUGUUCUAGAGAAACUUGCCGAGUCAGAACUGUUCACAGUGGUGAUGAUGGGAGCCAGACGGCUGAAGGGUUUAGUGCUGUGUUCUAGAGAAACUUGCCGAGUCAGAACUGUUCACAGUGGUGAUGAUGGGAGCCAGACGGCUGAAGGGUUUAGUGCUGUGUUCUAGAGAAACUUGCCGAGUCAGAACUGUUCACAGUGGUGAUGAUGGGAGCCAGACGGCUGAAGGGUUUAGUGCUGUGUUCUAGAGAAACUUGCCGAGUCAGAACUGUUCACAGUGGUGAUGAUGGGAGCCAGACGGCUGAAGGGUUUAGUGCUGUGUUCUAGAGAAACUUGCCGAGUCAGAACUGUUCACAGUGGUGAUGAUGGGAGCCAGACGGCUGAAGGGUUUAGUGCUGUGUUCUAGAGAAACUUGCCGAGUCAGAACUGUUCACAGUGGUGAUGAUGGGAGCCAGACGGCUGAAGGGUUUAGUGCUGUGUUCUAGAGAAACUUGCCGAGUCAGAACUGUUCACAGUGGUGAUGAUGGGAGCCAGACGGCUGAAGGGUUUAGUGCUGUGUUCUAGAGAAACUUGCCGAGUCAGAACUGUUCACAGUGGUGAUGAUGGGAGCCAGACGGCUGAAGAGUUUAGUGCCUCAUAAAGCUCCUUACAGAAAAAUAUUACAUGAAAUGGCUGUUAGUAACCGCCUGAUGUCUGAGACACUGUUUAACAAUAAUUUUGCAAUCAGGUUUUGGCAUCAAAUGUACUUUUUCUCAUCCAUUUAUGGUGGAGAGGUACAUGGAAGGCGUUACAAGGCAAAAUGGUCUGCAAAGAAAACUUAUUUGUCUAGAUUUAUCACAGUUUUACCAUCAUCACAUAUAAAAGCUCAGAGGACCUGUGCAGGUUCGCUGGUCUUUAUGGAUCGUAAAUGAAACGGUUAUAUUUGUAGACACAGUGACCAACAGUGAACAGUCUCGGGUCACUCUGAACGACUUUGCAUUUUAAUAAUUGAAUUAUGCAGAAAUUUCCCAUCAAGCUUGUAAUAGAUCAUAAACAAUUCUUGGACCAAUCAAAGCUCAGUUUCUGACCAAUCAGGGACAGCCUUCUGACGGAAGUGGUGCCCUCUGCUCUUUUUUGGGGUGGGUUAAUCACAGCCGGAGUAUCUGAAUCUCUGGAUUAACAGAUGAAGUGGUUAAUCACGGUUAUAAACUGUGUUUAUUAGGUUCUGGGAAGCUGAAUCUCCGUCAGGAACCCUGUGCGAGCUGAAUGUGCUUUGUGAGACGGAACCUGCCUCUUCAUUUAUGUUUGCUUAGUUUGAUUUGAAGGAAAUGACGGACUAGGUUUUGAAACACAGGUCCAGUUCAGUGGUGCAGCGUGACCGUCACCUCGUACUCAACACUACAAAAACAAUUCCUAAACUAUUUAGCAUUCAAAUGGUUUUACUGACAAACUGUCACAUUUGUAUUCACGUAUGUUACACAUGUAAGAAAUAAAGUACUUAUUUUGUUGAAUUUAA